Messenger RNA from Strongylus vulgaris, 762 nucleotides. NCBI's taxonomy places the organism in Eukaryota, Metazoa, Nematoda, Chromadorea, Rhabditida, Strongylidae. The record is from the annotation of a GenBank genome assembly.
AUGAUAUAUGAUGUAGCGAUUGUCAUUAACACUGGUCUUUCUCCACUUCAUGCCAAACUCAAAAUGAAGUCUAAAAUGUCCUUCAUCUUUGAGGCUAGUUCGGCUUUAUUUCCAUCGAUUUAUCUCAGUCUAAAAGGCACAACCGCACAAAAUUACCGCUAUAUUCAGGCUAUCAUGAUGGAAUCAGCAAGAGUUGCUGCCCUUCAUUCCCCAGUCCUUGAUGUAUAUCCUUAUACCAAAUUCGAAUAUAACCCAUAUCAAUUUUUAGACUCUUUCUAUGCAAAAAAAGACGUAUGCAACUCAUUGAAACAAGCUGCUGACCUAGGGGCUCGUGGAAUUGUUUUGUGGAGCAGUAGUAAGAAUAUGAAACAGCGUUGUGAAGGUCUUGCAAAAUAUGUACGAGAGAUGUUAGGGCCUACAGUAGCGUUGAUCCGUAAAAGAAACCAACGUUGUCGCGAAAAACGAUGUUCUUCACAUGGACAGUGCGUCCUUCCCGAACCGGCAUCUAGGUGCACAUUUCGUAUGCAGCCGGCCAAUUACAUCUGUAGAUGCGAUGCGUUGUUCACUGGGAACGAUUGCUCAUUACGCAGGCAUUUCCAAUGGAUUUACAAUAGAAAAGGAAAGGAUCAGCCAAAGGGAUUAAGUCCUGGGAAAAACAACAGGCGUUUAGGAAGGAGACGAAGAGUCAAAAAAAUUAGGGUCUCUGGUGAUGCUGGUGGACGAACAGAGGACGGCUUACCUGCUACGGCAAAAGCAGUUCUA